GGCCGAUGCGGGGCCUGGGAGCUGCAGGCCGGCGUCGGACUCCGCAGGGGCGAGCCAAGGCCCUCGUAGAGGCCGGGACGCGCAGGAGCGACGGGGCGCGAGCUCCCGUCGACCCUCGGGCGGCGCUGAGCAUGCCGGGAGUGGGAGUCCCCGCGGCCGGCUCCCGCCAGUGCCCGGGAGCCCAGGGCCGCGGCGGCCCGAGGACGAGGGCGGAGCGGCCGCCGCGCCUGCGCAGAAGGCGGGGGCCGGCGAGACGCCGGCGGCGCGGGGGAGAUGCAUAAGCUUAAAUCGUCUCAGAAGGACAAGGUCCGCCAGUUUGUGGCGUGCACUCAGGCUGGCGAGAGAACUGCUAUCUACUGCUUAACGCAGAAUGAGUGGAGACUAGACGAGGCCACGGACAGCUUCUUCCAAAACCCAGACUCCUUCCACAGGGAGUCCAUGCGGAGCGCUGUGGACAAGAAGAAGCUGGAGCAGCUGUACAGCAGGUACAAAGAUCCACAAGAUGAAAACAAAAUUGGAAUCGAUGGGAUUCAACAGUUUUGUGACGAUCUGAGCCUAGACCCUGCCAGUAUCAGUGUGUUGGUCAUAGCGUGGAAGUUCAGGGCAGCAACUCAGUGUGAAUUUAGCAGAAAGGAAUUUCUAGAUGGCAUGACAGAACUCGGGUGUGACAGCAUGGAGAAGCUAAAGGCUCUUCUGCCAAGACUGGAGCAGGAACUGAAGGACACAGCCAAAUUUAAAGAUUUUUAUCAGUUUACCUUCACUUUCGCUAAGAACCCAGGGCAGAAAGGUUUAGACUUAGAAAUGGCUGUUGCAUAUUGGAAGUUAGUGUUAUCUGGAAGGUUUAAGUUUUUAGAUCUCUGGAACACGUUCUUACUGGAACAUCACAAAAGAUCAAUUCCAAGGGACACCUGGAACCUCCUCCUGGACUUUGGAAACAUGAUUGCAGAUGAUAUGUCUAACUACGAUGAAGAAGGAGCUUGGCCUGUUCUUAUAGAUGAUUUUGUAGAAUAUGCACGGCCAGUAGUGACGGGUGGAAAACGCAGCCUUUUCUAGGCAGCAAGUUCAGCAGGAGUAAGAUUACGAAAUGAUUUGUAUCCUGCAAGGAGAUUUCGGUCAGUUCCUGGGUGCAUCGUUACUGAUUCCAGAAGUCCUUCUUGACCAGCCAUGGAACCAGAGGAGCCAUGCUAUUCUGCUGGAGGACAGCAGCAGCUGCUUUGUGGACACCGCAGGAAGUUCCCCAGGACAUGGCUGCUUUGGGAUGUUUGGAGAUUUGUCAUCAUAGCUGUUGCGUUAGGAGAUUUCUGCAUGAUUUUUUAGUAUUUACAAAACACUAAGGUAGAGCCGUGGCGCCGCAGAGCAUGCUGCUUUGCUUGCGCCAUCAGGCGAACCAGCGGCCCGCCGAACGCCGCCGAAUGAUGUUGCAGUCGCACUGGAAGCACGGCAUGUGUCCUCUGCAGGAUGCUGCAUUUUUAUAUAAGUCAAAGCUGUUAAGAAUGUGCCCUAAAGGAGAUGAUCUUGUCAUAGAGUCUAAUGUUUUUUAAAAUUGGUGCCAGGAAUUCAAGAUUUAUAUUUUUUGAAUUAUCGAAUAUCUAGAUUUACCAGCUCUAUUUUUGUUUCCAUUUUCUCUAGACAUACAUCUGAAAAUCAUUUUAUGGUUCUCAGUCCCCAUGUAGCUUUGCACAGCAACAGCACACAUGGCACAAUUCCAGCAGUUUAUCUCACACCGUUUAGACAUCAGUGGACCCCUCUUACUUAAAUGUUAUUUGACCUGAGAAACUUCAUAAAGUGUGUUUUUAAAAAAUAUAUUUUAGUUACAUUUUAAAAGACAUUUUUCCAUGGAAAACAUUUCUUUCAUGAGUGAUGAAUUGUAGAUUUUAAAAUCGAGGCCAGGCCCGGUGGCCCACGCCUGUAAUCCCAGCACUUUGGGAGGCUGAGGCAGGUGGAUUGCCUGAGGUCAGGAGUUCGAGACUAGCCUGGCCAACAUGGUGAAACCCCAUCUCUACUAAAAAUACAAAAAUUAGCCGGGCGUAGUGGCACAUGCUUGUAAUCUGAGCUACUCGGGAGGCUGAGGCAGGAGAAUCACUUGAACCCAGGAGUCGGAGGUUACGGUGAUUCGAGAUUGCACCACUGCACUCCAUCCUGGACGACAGAGUGAGAUUCUGUCUCAAUAAAUUAAAAAAUAAAUCAAUACAAUAAAAUCGAAUGAGUUGGUUUUUUCCACCCUCCUGUGGUGCACGUGGUGCCCAUGGUGCCAGCGUCCGAACCUUUGUGCCCCUGUGCACAUUCGAAAGCUAAAAUGUACAUCGUUGUCCAAAAAAACCCAACCCCAAAACCUUCAACUGAUUGGUGAGCUGAAGUCUGUCUUUGUGCCGUGUUUUCAUCUGUUUUUCGUGGCCGCCUGGUUGAGGGGUACCCACAAGUGCCGCCCAGGUGUGGAGGGCGUGUGUCGAGUUGUGGACCUCACUGCUGACCCUACCUCACAUGUGCCGAGACCCUCAUGUCACAAGCGUGCCUUGCUGCCCCCCUGCAGCACCGUGCAGGACGUGGACCAGCUGGAGAUGCUUCCCAGGAGAGGAGAGUCGCCGCAGAUGAUCUAGCUGCGGUGUGAGAGAGCAGAGCCCAGACGCACAGCUGGGUUGGCUUCUGAGAACAGGACUCGCCCUGUGCUUCAGGAACAUCUGAUGGCUGAGGUUCGUGAGCUUGGCGGCUUCAGGACGAACUGUCGAUGCUUCUCAGCAGAGAUGGUCACAGAGGGCAGCAGGGACAGGACUGGAAGGGACCUGCAGCCUGGAGACCCCUCCUGGCCCCCGCUGGCUUCUGGUGCUCCAGCGAUGGGCAAGUCACAGACCUUCCCCAGGCUCUGCUUCCAGAACUCUUAACGGGAAACUGGGCCUGUCUACUUUAGAAGUCUUCGAUUCUCAGAGAGCAUUUGUUUAAUACAAUAAAAACUGGCUUUAAUAAAAACCUCAAAAAUGUGAGCACAUCUUGGAGGCUUCAUGGAUUCUUGACAUGUAAUUGUUCUGUUCAGAAAAGUUUACAGAAUUCAGAUAAUUCUGUAUAAAUCACGGAGAUCCGCAGUCCUUUUUUGUUUUUGAGAUUUAAAGUUCUGAGAUUGUCAAUAGGUAUCAAAAUAUCACUGGACAAAGGCUUUUCCAGAAAUUGUGAGUUUUUUUCUUCUGUUGUAUAAAUUUGAGUCCUGCAUGCUGUGAAAUGCUGAGAACAGAAGCAUUAAAUUAUUUUAUCUCGGG
Molecule: messenger RNA, 3248 nt
Organism: Piliocolobus tephrosceles (Ugandan red Colobus)
Lineage: Eukaryota; Metazoa; Chordata; Mammalia; Primates; Cercopithecidae
Gene: DCUN1D2
Product: defective in cullin neddylation 1 domain containing 2
Exons: 7
Coding region: 274-1053 (259 amino acids)
Biological process (GO): protein neddylation
Cellular component (GO): ubiquitin ligase complex
Molecular function (GO): ubiquitin conjugating enzyme binding; cullin family protein binding; ubiquitin-like protein binding
Source: RefSeq, a predicted model, not a curated record